AUGUCUCAUCUCAUCUUCCUUUUAUCUGAACUUUCUUUCCAGAUGCACCCUUCAGAGGAAGAGAUUAAUGCCCAUCUGAUGGUCCCAAAGUUUUAUCAGCACAUCCUGGCCUUGGCAUUCGCCAUAAAAGAGAUCAAUGAGUUUCCCUUGCACAACACCACUAUUGGGUUGCACAUUGAUGAUAGCUACUACAAUGCAAGGAUGACCUACCGUACCACUCUGGAACUGCUCUUCAAAUCACCCCAUUUUCUCCCAAAUUACAAAUGUGGCAGCAGAACACACCUAAUGGGAGUCAUUGGUGGACUUCGGUCUGAUACCUCCUCACAGAUGGCAGAUGUCUUGGGACGUUACAAGAUUCCACAGUUUUCUUAUGGCUCAUUUCAUCCAGCAGUGAAUGAUCACAUUGGGUUCCCCUCCUUUUACCGCAUGGUUCCCAAUGAAUCUCUUCAGUACCAAGGAAUUGUCCAGUUACUUCUGCAUUUCAAAUGGAAAUGGAUUGGUUUGAUGAGUUUUGAUGAUGAUGGGGGACAGCAUUUCCUGCAGACUAUAGAAGCCAUGCUUUCCGAGAACGGCAUCUGCUCAGCCUUCACCAACAAAGUUCCAGCUAAUAUCCGUAUAUUGGAAAUGGGCGAUAUGAACAAAUACAUAUUGGAAAGUAUUCCUAUUUUUAGGGACAGCAAAGCCAAUGCAAUCGUUAUAUAUGGGAAAACGUCAAACCUCAGGUGGUUGGCUGCCAUUAUCUUUGGGAUCAAAGAGUCGCUUGCUGGCAAUCUUUACUACAAUGCAAAGGCACCUUUUGGGAAAGUAUGGAUUACGACAGCCCAGAUUGAUUUAGCACUCUUUCUAUUCCAAAGAAACUGGGAUAUCCAGGUGUUCCACGGAGCCAUCUCCUUCACAAUUCCUUCAAAAGACAUUCCAGGUUUCCAAACAUUUGUUCAGAGUGUGAGUCCUACCCAAUCAAAAGGGGAUGGCUUUAUCAAAGAUUUCUGGGAGCAAGCAUUUGACUGCUUUGUUCCAAAUUCUGGUGGCUCUAUAGAUAUUGAUGGAGCAUGUACUGGUGAGGAGAAGCUGGAGAACCUUCCUGCACAAUUUUUUCAGUUGAAGAUGACAGGCCAUAGCUAUAGUAUCUAUAAUGCUGUUUAUGCUGUAGUCCAUGCCUUGCGUGCCAAAUACUCAGCUAGCUCCAACCACAGAAAAAAUGAGAGUAGAGGCAAGCUGCAUUCUUGGCAAGUGGAGCCCUGGCAGCUCCAUUCAUUGCUUAGGAACAACCCACUCAACAACACUGCUGGAGAUGAAAUUAUGUUCAAUGAACAUGGGGAAUUUGUAGCUGGAUUUGAUGUUACAAACAUAGUCACUUUCCCAAACAAUUCCUAUGCUAGAAUCAAAGUGGGAAGGCUGGAUCCUCAGGCUGCUCCGGACAAAGCACUCACCAUCAAAGAAGAGAAACUUGAGUGGCACAGAGACUUGUCUCAGGUGCCUCCAUUCUCCUUAUGCAAUGAUAAAUGCUAUCCUGGGUACAGCAGAAAAAAGAAGGAGGGGAUGAAAUUUUGUUGCUACGACUGCUAUCCAUGCCCAGAGGAAAUAAUCUCAACACAGGAAGAUUUGGAUUACUGUACCAGAUGCCCCGAAGAUCACUUCCCUAAUCAUCGUAGAGAUCACUGCAUCCCCAAGAUUCAAAGUUUUCUUUCUUUUGAAGAUACUUUGGGCAUUACUUUGACUUCUCUGGCUCUUCUCUUUGCCCUGAUCACAGCUCUGGUGCUGGCAGUCUUCAUCAAGCAGCAGGACACUCCCAUCGUCAAAGCCAACAAUCGGAGCCUCACCUACCUUCUCCUGGCCUCUCUCCUCCUUUGCUUCCUCUGCGCUUUGCUAUUCAUCGGACAACCCAAGAAAAUCACCUGCCUCCUCAGACAAACAGCUUUUGGCAUCAUCUUUUCGAUUGCUGUCUCUUCCGUUUUGGCUAAGACGAUUACAGUGGUUGUGGCUUUCAUGGCCUCCAAGCCAGGAAACAUUUUCCGGAAAUGGGUGGGGAAAAGAUUGGCACAUUCUGUCGUAUUGUGUUGCUCCCUCGUUCAAGUCGCCAUUUGUGCUCUUUGGCUGGGUUUUUCUCCCCCAUUCCCAGAUUUGGACAGUCACUCAGUGUAUGGAGAAAUCAUAACUGAAUGUAAUGAAGGGUCAGUCACCAUGUUCUACUGUGUCCUGGGUUAUAUGGGCUUUCUAGCCACUGUCAGCUUCACGGUGGCUUUCCUUGCUAGGAAGCUGCCAGACAGUUUCAAUGAAGCCAAGUUCAUCACUUUCAGCAUGUUGGUCUUCUGCAGUGUGUGGCUCUCCUUUGUUCCAACUUACCUGAGCACCAAGGGGAAAUACAUGGUGGCCGUGGAGGUCUUCUCCAUCCUGUCAUCUGGCUCAGGUUUACUGAGCUGUAUCUUUACUCCUAAAUGCUACAUUAUUGUUUUUAGGCCUGAUCUGAACAAAAAGGAGCAGCUAAUAAGGAAGAAACAUUAA
Messenger RNA from Podarcis muralis (Common wall lizard), 2502 nucleotides. RefSeq names its product vomeronasal type-2 receptor 26-like. Gene Ontology annotation, cellular component: plasma membrane. Gene Ontology annotation, molecular function: G protein-coupled receptor activity. Gene Ontology annotation, biological process: G protein-coupled receptor signaling pathway. NCBI's taxonomy places the organism in Eukaryota, Metazoa, Chordata, Lepidosauria, Squamata, Lacertidae. The record is from RefSeq and is a predicted model, not a curated record.